Erpetoichthys calabaricus (reedfish) is the source of this 951-nucleotide messenger RNA. Its product is annotated as cystatin-F-like. Lineage: Eukaryota; Metazoa; Chordata; Cladistia; Polypteriformes; Polypteridae. The transcript is spliced from 4 exons. The coding region runs from base 336 to 785 and encodes 149 amino acids. The record is from RefSeq and is a predicted model, not a curated record. Gene Ontology annotation, cellular component: Golgi apparatus; lysosome; late endosome. Gene Ontology annotation, molecular function: cysteine-type endopeptidase inhibitor activity. Gene Ontology annotation, biological process: positive regulation of myelination; immune response; negative regulation of microglial cell activation.
ACAGAAAUGUUACUAAGUUGUGAGCCUCUGUCCACUUCAUCUGAUUGGAGGUCGUCACUGGCAGCCCCUCCAUCCGUUUGAGUUGCUUGCUCGUUUUAAACUCUGAUCCGCUUCUGGGCAGGAGGACCACAAACUGACUGACUUUUUUUGGUUUUUUUUUAAAGUUGCUCUACUUACUUUAUCGGCCAAUCAGGAAGUGAGAGGCGACAGAGUUUCUUGAUGAGACUCAACGUGUGACCUGCGUGUGCAGAUAGCGGCGACAUUUAAGGAAGUGCACAGCAGCAUCAAGUCGACCAACCGACCUGACAAACGAAGGAAGAGAAGCAGGAGCCGCCAUGGGGACCGGCGGGCAGCGCCACCUCCUCCUUGUCACCGCCUGCCUCGUCGCGUGUUGCGCUGGUGUUUGUGGUCUUUCGUCCCAAGUUGCCGACGCGCUGAGCUUCACCGUCCAGCCGGGCUCACUUAAGCCCAUCAAUACGACGGACUCGGGGGUGCAGAGAGCCGUAAAGGCGGCCACCUACGAAUACAACAACCGGUCAAACGAUGAGUUCAUCUUCAGGGCUUCGGAGGUCGACGAGGCGGAAGUCCAGGUGGUUAAAGGAGUGAAGUACUUCCUGGAAGUGAAGAUAAGCCGCACGGUGUGCCACAAGCGGGACCAUCCUGACCUGGACAAUUGUGACUUCCAGCCGGAUGGACGGCUCAAGCAGACUUUCAGAUGCCAUUUCGAGGUCUGGGUGAUCCCAUGGCAGCACUGGAUUAAAACUACAGCCCUCCUGUGCCACUAGACGACAAAAGGACUUCCUUGGCACUUUGGGAUCGUCACUGCAACAAAAUGACCGGCGCUUGUGUUUGGGCAAGAAAUGAGGGAAGGGUGUGUAACAAAAAGAAUUGUGCAAUUUUCAUAAAGUUCUGGGAAUAUGGAGAAUAAAGCACACAUUAUGAAUUGUUAAA